AUGGACCUUUCGGCUAACGAAUCGGAUCCCAUUGGAGAGCGAGCACCGGGAAGGCCUAAAUUGAGGUGGGCCGAUCCUAUGAUGAAUAUCUCGGCCAGCAAUGGAAACGACGUGCGCAGGGCCGGAACGGAUGGCUUAAAGUCGACUUGCGUGAAUGGCGAAGUUUGCGAGAACAAGUCGGAUACAGGUGAUACAAGAUAA
Molecule: messenger RNA, 201 nt
Organism: Haemonchus placei
Lineage: Eukaryota; Metazoa; Nematoda; Chromadorea; Rhabditida; Trichostrongylidae
Source: the annotation of a GenBank genome assembly